Molecule: messenger RNA, 4897 nt
Organism: Cherax quadricarinatus
Lineage: Eukaryota; Metazoa; Arthropoda; Malacostraca; Decapoda; Parastacidae
Source: RefSeq, a predicted model, not a curated record
UUCCACACUUUGCAUUGCUUCGGCAAUUCAAGACUGCGCGCUUGAGUAGCAUCAACACUGGUACUGAAUGACGGCGAGGAGACGAGAGGAAGAGCUGUGUGAAGGCAACACACGAGGGGCGAGUUGGCCGUCGAUAUAUGGUGUGUGAGAGACGGUAAAUAGCGGUCGAGGAGAACUCAUUUAGUGUGUGUGGACGGGACGUAAGGUUUAGCAUCGUUCCCUGGGGAUCAGAGAGGCUGUGGGUGGCGGUGAGCGAUGAGUACACUGUGUGUGUCCACGUGGGUUUAGUGCGCACUUGACCGGCCCGCUUAAAAAAAAAUCAAAAGCGCGCGAAAAAAAAAUCACGUUUUACGCGGGAAGAAGAUUUGGUGAAGCAAGCUUGUGUUGUUAAGCUGAGAUAAUUGCUCUGAGAAAUAUUGCUGACCUCAAGACUUAUUACAAAGUGAAUUUAGCGGAGAUUUGUGGUUGUGAGCGCUGCGGGAGGUAGUGUAGAGCGCCGCUACCGCACUCAUCACUACAAACAUUAAGGGUGUGCGGUAGCGGUGGCGGGCCGGGCGGGCCGCAAGUGGCCACCGAUAUGCUCUCUCCGGUGGAUGCUGGCCCGCAUGGGCCGCAUGGCCCGCAUGGGCCACAUGGGCCACAUGGCCCACAUGGCCAUCACCCGUGGGCGCCCACCUCUCUGGACGACAUGUCGCAUAAGGCUUGUGAGAUCGAAUUCUCCACAUCUUAUAACACAGGUCACAGCGGUGUCAACCAGCUGGGUGGAGUGUUCGUCUCUGGUCGGCCUCUCCCGGACACCACCAGGCAGAAGAUCAUUGAACUAGCGCACUCAGGGGCACGACCCUGCGAUAUCUCCAGGAUCCUUCAGGUCUCCAACGGCUGCGUCUCCAAGAUUCUCGGCAGGUACUAUGAAACCGGGUCCAUCCGGCCGCGGGCCAUCGGGGGUUCGAAGCCCCGGGUGGCCACGGCAGAGGUGGUGGCCAGGAUCGCCCAGUUCAAGAGAGAGUGUCCCUCCAUCUUCGCCUGGGAGAUCAGAGAUCGACUCCUCUCUGAGGGUGUUUGCUCCGCCGACAACAUCCCCAGCGUGUCAUCCAUCAACAGAGUCCUACGCAACAUUACCACAAAGGAAACAGCUGGUACCUCCCCCACACCUCCUUCAGGAUCAGCCGCUGCAGGCGCUGGAGGUCCCGCUGGCGGCUGUGUAACAGCGGCGGCGGCAGCGGCGGCGGCGGGCGGUGGCGGCGGCAGCAGUCAGACGAUGGGCGUGGGCGGUGGCAACUCAACAAGUAGCAGCAAUUCCAAUACGCCCACGCCCACGCCCACGCAGGAACCCAUGUACGACAAGUUAAGACUCCUAAAUGGGCAGUCGACUUGGCCCCGAACGCAGUGGUACAGUGGACCUGUGAGUGAGGUCACCAGUCUACCUGUGGACUCCCCGCACUCAACCCCCAGCAGCCACCACUGUCUCCCUAAGAAGAGUGAUGCCGGAGAGCUGAGUGAAGAUAGCAACGCGGGCAGCAGUGAGAACAGCAACAGUGAGGACCAGGCAAGGCUGCACCUUAAAAGGAAGCUGCAGAGGAACAGAACCUCCUUCACCAACGACCAGAUCGACAGCCUCGAGAAAGAGUUCGAGCGGACGCAUUAUCCAGACGUGUUUGCGAGGGAAAGACUUGCAGCCAAAAUUGGUCUUCCAGAAGCUAGGAUACAAGUUUGGUUCAGCAAUCGACGCGCAAAAUGGCGACGCGAGGAGAAACUGCGGAAUCAGAGAAGAGUGGCUGAGGGCGUAGCACCAUCUCCGCAGUUACAACAUCCUCGCACACAGUCUAUGGCUGGAGGCGGGGGUUUCGGGAUGACCUCGAGUGUGGGUUCCGUAGCAUCCAGCCCUAACUGCCUGCCGCCGCAUCAAGCCGCCACGGUGGUCCACUCUGGCAGCCCAGGGGGUGUGGGAGGCAUGCCCCUCAACAGGGACAACACACACGCCCACAACCCCUACAUGAGCCGUCCCACCUACGACUCCCUCUACUCUCACGCCAGAGCUUCUCCCACCUGCCCACCCAUGCUCUAUCACCCAGCCUCUCACCACCACCAGAGUCCCCACACUCACGAGUACAACACGCCCACACCACCAAACUCCCAGGCUGGUCUGCUGUCUCCUGGUGUAUCAGUACCAGUAGCGGUUCCAGGCCAACACCACGAUAUGAACACCCAGUACUGGACACGUCUUCAGUAACUACUAGCUGAGGGUAGAUGACCCUUGCUGAACGAGACUAACAAGUGGCACUGGUAGACUCUUACAACUGCAACACACUUCUACUGGAGGCCUCGGUAGAUUAAAUCUGUUGUAGCAUGUCCCUGCAUCAUUGUAAACAAGACUAACUAAAAGAUGAAUAUACACUAUGGGUCUUUUAGAAUCCCUUCGCUGCCACCAAGUGAUGGAAUAUACAAGAACUGGAUGCAUAUGCAGUUAAUCACACCAGUAUUUCACUGUUUGUGAUCGCCACUAACGCAGCUUUUAUUAACACUGUCUCUGCACAGCACCAAUGCGGAAUGGUAAUGCAGUGAGCUGUUUAGGUUGUUGUCCGAGGUUGAUUUCCUCGAGCACAUAAUUCAACCUUUAAACUGAAUGAGUAUUGAAAUGUUGAGGUUGUGACUUCAGCCAAAGUGAGCCAGAAGGAUUUAUUCAUGGUUUUCUAUACAUUCCAGUUAACUGAUUAGAAAUGCAAGUACCUCAAUAUAUCCAGUUUUAAUCUUGCCCUUAGUGCAAAGCCUUGUCAUAUAAAAUGACUUGGACAAAGAUAUAUAUUUUUAAAUUUAAUUAAAUAACUAUUUCGGUGAAUAUUUGCUAGUCUAAUGGUUCAUAUAUUGAUACAUUUUAAUAAUUUUUUUAUGUAAAUUCUUAACGUUUAUAAUUUAGAUUUAAUUUCCGAGACGAAUUUUUCUCUAUUGCUGAUAGGCUGAGAAUCUAUUUGACUACUGUUCAAUCCAUUUCCAUGGCGGUUGGCCACUCUCAACCAGUAACCAUAAUAUCUGAGAACACAUUGGCUACCCAAGUAUAGCAGAUUUACCGAAAUUAAGUGGUUACUAGAUUUUAUAUUAUAAAUCAAAACCAACUUAUUGGGAAAGAAUAAAACCCACAAAUAAAACUUAACCUACCGUGAAGACAGUGUUGCUUGAACAAAAGCUGCAGUUGUAUCAUUGCAGCACAUAUUUACAAUUUAAUCUGUAGGUUAACUACAGGUUCGUGAAAUACCUGACAGUUGGCCUUGACCAUGUCUUAGUUCGUAACUUCGUCUCGGUAUGACAUAACGAGGCGAUUUAUUUAUUUAACGAGAGUAGUGUACCUCCGCCACCUUGACCUUGUAUCAGGGUAUAUGGAAUCGAACUGACAUUUUGUACAUGAAAAAAACAAUCUGGUUGUAUAUAAUGUACUGUAUAAAUGGGACAAUAAUGGAUAAUCAGGUACUUGUUUAUUUGUUCUUGUGUAUAUUGAGCUAGGCUUAAGGGACGCUUGUGAAGUUUUAAGUUGGGGUUUAUAGUCGGGCUCUUUCUUAUUUUAGUCCUGGGAAACUUUUAUAUUCUCGAGAGCGACCUGUGACAGAAUUCUGUACCGUUAUUUAACCUUAUCAGCUUUGCAUUAUUCAGUCUUAGUUACGGUGACUUUUCUCCCAUAACCUUCAUGGGCAAGGGGGGUGGUAAGGGUGCCUUGAUCCUGGUGAUGGCUCUAUCCAAGGCAGCGGUUCUUAACUAAGGGGGGAAGUAAUUCCAGGGGAAACUAAAGAAUAUGUUGGGUAUUUGCCAUUUGCUCCUUAAAUACACCAUUAUGAAUAGUUAAUAAUAAAGUUAAGAAUGAAAACUUGUUCUCAAUUUUCCUAUUUAAAUAAAGAGGACUUUUUAUUAAUUCUUACAAUGAGAAAUUUAUACGAAGGAGAUGAGAAACUGAGAAAGGGGACGCGACCCAAAAUAAGUUAAGAACCACUGAUCCAAGGUAUUGUAUUGAACCUGAUUACCUUUCGUUCCCCAGAUGCAUUAUAACCUCGUUUGGUUUAUCGUUUCUCCAUGCAAAUAAUAAGUUUCGCCCAAAAUAUAUUUGUUUUUUUUUUCUAGGCACGAAGAUUUAGAGUUAUCCGAAACUAAUGCGCUUUCACUUCUAAUUUAAUUAAUGAAACUAGAAGAGACGUGCAGUUUGAGUGUUAGCUCGGACUAAUUAUAGUGUGCAUUUUUAUUCAUAAACGGUACUUGAUCAUAACACGUAGCCUUCACCUAUGAGGUACAUUCCCAGAAUAACACCUCAUUAGGCUAUGGUCAGCGCUCAAACUUACUCGCUACUUCCAGCAUUUUGUUUUUCCAAAUGCUUGGUUGCUACUGACAAAAACGGUAAAAAAAAGGUUAUGGAAUGUGAGUGAACAUUUGAUUUGCCUUAUAACACGGCACCUGUGUGUUUUGAUGUGGAGGUCAAAUACAUAGACUGAUUAUGCUUUUAGAGUUGCAGGUGACCUGCGGAUGGAAAGAUGCUUGUGCAUGGUUGCAUCGUUGAACAUUCCUCUAAAGUAAAAUGAUUCACGAGAAGUCUGUUCUUAUAAAUAAUAUCUUCAGGCCCAUAACAGGAAAAAAUUAUUUAAAUCUGUAAAGUUGAUGAAUUUCUUUUGAACGAGAUCCUACAAAAUACCAAUUUGGAGACAAUUACGUAAAUGAAACGAAUAAAAUAACUUUUCAUUGAUAUUAAGUAUUCCUCCUAGUUUCUAUGUCAUUCUAGGAAAUCAAGAGUAUGUUAUUACAGGUAACCAACUCCAAAGUACGAAAUAUGGGAAGCUACUUUCUUCCACCUGAACGCAUGUUUAGCUGCUCCUGAAAGGGAGACAAAAUUGGCUAGGGUACCUAAGGUUGAAGCGAUUUUACG